AUGUCCCACAGGAAAGGCAUUACACAACUAAUUCUCGCCGCUGAUACUUUGGCGGCGCCGAUAGCCCCAUCAGGAGACGCUUUCAGCCAGCUUUGGUCACUCGCUAUCCGUAAAUUGGAGCAAGAUCUGGCGGCCGGCUCAUCGCAGCUUCCGAUUCUCAUUGAACGCAUCCCUCGUUGUACUAAUGUGGAUGAUAUCUAUGCUGUUCUCGACGAUAUCACGAAACGAUUUGCUGGCUUUCGCACAGGAGGCUCGAGCGCAGGCUGGAAGAAAUUGCGUAACAGACUGAAACCUGCAGUAGAGAUAUUCCUGUUGCUCAACGGGACCAUAGCAGAUGAUGCUUCGGCACUUGUACCCGGUGGGAAGGCGAUCUUUGUGGCUCUUGGUGUGCUGCUCGAGGCCACGAAAGGAGUGACCGCUUACUUCGAAGCGCUUGUCGAGCUCUUCGAGGAGCUGUCUUUCUUUCUCGAAGGCCUUCGACCGCGACUACAGGAAACAUCAUUUGGCCCGGGAACUGCUUCCAGGACUAUUGCCAUCUCUAUUCUCUCCCACCUGACGAUCAUCUGUUUUCGUGCUUUGAAGUUAUUAUCUAGGAAUACGUGGCUUGCUCGUCUCGACGUUUAUCGCAAGGCACUCAUAAAGGACAAUGAUAUGCAAAAGGCACUCGAGAGGCUUCGCUCUCUCGCAAGACUGGAAGAAAGGGCAAUCGCCAUCGAAACACAGGUAAUGCAAUCGAAGACAUUAGCUGUGACUGUUGAGACCAGAGCUAUUGUGUCGGAAACGUCUGAGACCACGAACAAUUUGGUCUCCAAAUUUGACGGAAUGACGAAAGAGGGGCUCCCAUUGUUGCACGAUAUUCGAGACGAUCAAGGGGAAAUGUUAGAUAUCCUGCGCUCUGAGGAACAGCAUAGGGCGAGGGUGGACAUAUCCGAAAUCCUGGAGAAGCUCAGCCCGGUACGCAGUGCCGAAAUCGACUCCCAGAGAGGUCCACGUUGCAUGGAAGGCACCCGCGUCGGUGUCCUCAAGUUGUUGCGCGAAUGGAGCGACGACGAGCAGGCACCACGAAUAUUUUGGCUCAAUGGCAUGGCUGGUAUCGGAAAGUCAGCUAUUGCGCGCUCGUUUUGCCAUGACCUGAGCCAGCACAAUCGUCUGGGCGGCUCCUUCUUCUGCUCCCGCAAUGGUUCUGUGGCAGUGAGCGACGCUCAGCGUAUCAUCCCCACCCUUGCUGUGGCAAUGGCAUCUCGGGAUGUUACCUACAACAGAGCGUUGCUAACCGUGCUGAAUGAAAAGACUUUCUCUAAAGACUGGAAUCUCGAAGUUCAAAUUCAAUACUUGCUCGCAACUCCAUUCUCUGAGAGGCUACCACAGACUGCGAAGAUAUGCCUGCCUAUCUUUGUCGUCGAUGCUCUGGACGAGUGUUCAGACGAAGACUUGACCCGUCAUCUUGUGGAGUCCCUGGUUAACAUAUCGGCCCAUGUGCCUGCUAAAUUCUUUCUCACAUCUCGGCCAGAACCACAUAUCCGACAGAGGCUGGAACAGUUGGAAUCAGAUCCACAUUCAUAUUUCUGGGGUCGCUCUUUGAGGCUCCACGACAUUGAACAGGACAUUGUUGAGGCCGACAUAUCACUCUAUCUGAUGCAUGAACUGAAAAAGAUGCGCGAAAUGUCCUUUCCACCAGACUGGCCUCCCUCCAAUCAAGUUGCCACAUUGACCCGUCUCUCUGGUAAACUCUUCAUCUACGCGUUCACAGCUCUUGCAUACAUCCGUAAAAAACCAGUUCUUCGUCUCGGACAGCUAACCGAUGAUUCCGCUAUCAGCGCACAAAUGACAAAGCCAUUGGAUCACAUCUACGAGAUGAUCCUCACGGAGGCCAUGAACCCAGAGGUUUUCACCGCGGACGAGGCUGCCUUGACGAAGAGGAUCGUUUCGAUAAUAUUGACCAUUCGUGAACCCAUGUCAGUAGCGGAGCUCGGUGAACUACUAGAAAUGCCGGCUCAUCUUGUUCGGGACUCGCUAAGCCAUCUAUACGCUGUGGUAUAUGUCCCCCGUGACAAUGACAGCGGUGCUCUUGCCACAUUCCAUGCCUCCUUUGGUGACUUCCUCACUUCAAUGAGUCGAGCGCCAGCGCCGAUGUAUGUUGAUAUUGCCGGCUCUCACAGUGACCUUGCGUCGAUAUGCAUAGGCAUGCUGCGGUCCGACAAGCUCUGCUUCAACUUGGCACACAUAACUUCAUCAGAGUAUGUUCAACGUGCUAAGGGUGAAAUGUCCUCACUUGUGCCUGAAUCCUUGCGUUAUGCAUGUACCCAUUGGGUAUACCAUAUUACUGUAUCGAAUGAUCAGGCGCCAUUAUGGAGUGCAGUCGAAGAUUUUUUCAUUGGACCGAAGUUCUUGUUCUGGCUAGAAGCGUUGAGUGUGGUCGGGAUUACAUCUCAUUUGGAGAAGAUGAAUAGGCUAAUUCACGAACAUGUCCAUAAAAUGUCACCAAGACUGAGCAUGUUCAUUCGCGAUGGAAUGGAUUUUGCCUUUCGCUUCCUGGAUGUCAUCAAGGCCAGUCGGCCCCAUAUCUAUCUAUCUGCUCUUCCCCUUACAGACAAGUCGUCAGCUGUCAGCCAGAGCUGCCUAUAUGCAUUCACCGGCCUUGCGAAAGCCACAUGGGAUGUUAUAAAUGCGCCACUGCCUAAUGAUGUGUAUGUUGAAUAUUAUGAAGUCAGCGAAGAAUACCGAACAGAGCUGCAUCAUCCUGCUUCAGCCGUGUGGUCGCCCGAUGGUGCCAGGAUCUUCGUUGCGUGGGGUCGGGAAAUCACGGUAUGGGAUGCCCUUUCCGGCACACGGAUAGCUUCUUCGACUAUUAAAGGUCAUACCAAUAUGAUCAGUGCUAUAUCUAUCUCUGCAGAUGGUAAAAUCAUUGUGUCUGGCUCCCAUGACCGGACUAUCGGUGUUUGGAAUACUCACACUCAAGAGCUUGUAGUAUCCUCCCGACUGAAGGGUCAUAAAAGUCGCAUAUUUUGCGUAGCUCUAUCCUCUGACGGAACCAAGAUAGCCUCCGGUGAUUGGGAGGGCGUUAUUUGCAUCUGGAGCUCUGCUUCUGGCGAGAUGCUUGGAAAGAUGACGACGAGCGGUGAACCCUCGACCGUUCAUUCCAUCGCAUUCAUCGAACGGCCGAACCAAGAGCUACAACUUGUAUCAGCUUCUUGUGAUUACGUAUUGCAUAUUUGGGACAUACAAGAAGGCUCUCCUCCUACUGCACUCCUAGAAGGACACAAGGAUGAAGUCACUUGCGUGGCUGUUUCCCCCGACGGCACGCACAUAGCUUCCGGUUCAGUGGACACAACCGUUCGUCUUUGGGCAACAACGGGCGGUAGUGCCAUCACGAUCCUUGUAGGACAUAAAACCUACGUUAUUUCCGUCGCAUGGUCUCCGGAUGGCACUAAAAUUGCUAGUGGAGGAGAAGGCUAUGAAGCAUUUGUCUGGGACACCGAGAGCGGCGCGCGACUGUCGAUGUACAUGCCCAGACCUGGAGCAGGCCUCAUAAAUAAUAUCCGUUUCUCUCCGAACUGCAGAUAUCUUCUUGCUACUUCAAGUAAUUUUACCGAUCAUGGGGUAGUAAGAGUAUGGGAUAUAGGGUCACAAAGUGAUGAUAGCAGCAUUGUAACAGGAGGAUCCAAGCUCAGAAUUUCCAAAGAAGAAGACUCUUACCGUGCUGACUGGAAUCCGCUUUUCUGGGUUUACGAGCCUGUGGAGAACAAGAAGCUGAUGCUAUUUAAUAGGGAGGCCGUCGAGGCUUUUGAGAACGGGCUAGAUCCGAAUUAUCUUUGGAGUGUCGGGGUUCAGGGUAGGCUUACAAUCGAUACGUCCGAUAUGGUAUAUGGUACGGAGUGGACCAAGUGCUAUAAUCCUCACGCUACUAUCUCCAAAUAA
Messenger RNA from Stereum hirsutum FP-91666 SS1, 3918 nucleotides. RefSeq lists its product as uncharacterized. The transcript is spliced from 9 exons. The record is from RefSeq and is a predicted model, not a curated record. NCBI's taxonomy places the organism in Eukaryota, Fungi, Basidiomycota, Agaricomycetes, Russulales, Stereaceae. The coding region runs from base 1 to 3918 and encodes 1305 amino acids. Gene Ontology annotation, molecular function: protein binding.